Messenger RNA from Parathielavia appendiculata, 1758 nucleotides. Its product is annotated as glycoside hydrolase family 93 protein. The record is from RefSeq and is a predicted model, not a curated record. Bases 260 to 1480 code for a protein of 406 amino acids. The transcript is spliced from 3 exons. Lineage: Eukaryota; Fungi; Ascomycota; Sordariomycetes; Sordariales; Chaetomiaceae.
ACCCCAGGUCGACGCGCUCAAUUUAGCCUCAUUGUUGCCCCUGGUUUAUGACUUUUCCCUAUGCAGUCGACCGGCAAUGACCUCGGCUUGUGAUCUAUGAUGGAAGCGGAGGACUUCAAGCUGAAGCUGAAAUUGAACCAUGAGACUCAGCACAUGAUUGCAACAGUACAUAAGCCUGGACGUAGCUCGGAGAGGUGCUGCCGUCCAUCAAUGUGACCAACAGCGCCGACAAUCUGGAGAACACACAGAACUGGCAACCAUGCGUUUAUCACUCCCAACAAUAUUCUCUUUUGCUGUGGCCAGCGCGGCCUUGCCUCAGCCUCAUGGACCCCCGGACCCAGACAGCCCCAAGCCUUUCAGUACCUUCAGCAACCGCGUCAUCUGGACUCCGCCGAAAGGAGGCCGAGCCAUGUACCCGCGUCAUGCCGAGCUUCGAGACGGCACUCUCCUGGUCACUGCCAACGUUUUUGGACUUACCGGCGGCCCUGGGAACCUUCCCAUCUUUCCCAUCUUCGAAAGCAAGGACGGCGGUGUGACCUUUCAAUGGAUCUCCAACCUCACGGACCAGGUCAACGGUUGGGGCAUGGUCGCCCAGCCCGCCCUCUAUGAGCUGCGGAAGCCCCUUGGGGGAUUCAAGUCCGGCACCAUCUUGGCGUCGGGCAACAGCUGGAGCAACAAUGGAACGCGGAUCGACUUGUACGCCAGCACAGACAAGGCAAGAACCUGGCAAUUUGUGAGCCAUGUCGCCGCGGGUGGUCGGCCAAACACGACCAACGGCGCGACACCUGUGUGGGAGCCGUUCUUACUCGCUUACGAGGACGAGCUCAUCGUGUAUUAUUCCGACCAACGCGAUCCUAAGCACGGCCAAAAGCUUGCCCACCAGCGUUCGCGCGAUCUGAAAACCUGGGGCCCCGUCGUCAACGAUGUCGCCUACGACGAGUAUCUGGCCCGCCCGGGCAUGACCGUGGUCGCCUACAUCCCGCCCCUCAAGAAGUGGAUCCUUGUUUACGAACUCCCUGUCGGUAACUCAAGUUCCCACGGCGUCAACUACCCUGUUCAUUACCGGUUGGCCGACGAUCCAAGAAAGUUUGACUCGGCUGAGCAUAUCCCGAUUGUCAUCAACACCAAGAACGGUACCGUGGCGCCAAAUGCUUCGCCUUAUGUCGUCUGGUCUCCCGUGGGAGGACCGAAGGGAACCAUCGUCGUGUCGGACGCUGAUCGCAGCGCAGUUUAUGUCAACACCGCUGGGGCCGAUCCGGACAAGUGGGAGAUCAAGGAAGUCGGCCAACCCGAGGCUUACAGCCGCGCGCUCCAUGUCUUUGAGAAGAGGCCGGAGCAUCUCAUGGUCCUGGGCGGUGAUACCUUUGACGGAAACGGUGUUGGGGCCUUGGUCAAUAGUGUGUUGGACGUCAGAAAGGUGCUGGAUGGAGACUGGAAGCCUGAGCCAGACCCAAAGCCGCCUGCAUGCAAGGCGGCUUGAUAUUGCGAGGUCUCUGCUCCGUGAUCUGUCCCGAACAUGCCAAUCUACAUCAUGUGUGAGCUUAAGUGUGCGAAUUCGGAGAGGUUUUGAAUGGCUUGGCGAAUCGGAGAUCAGUAUACUCUGUCUCUUACGUUAUGUGAAUACGGAUAGUUGCCGCAAGGCUUCAACAUGUGUACGCACUUUGAGGCAAAGAGCAGUUUGAAACUCUUAGGAGGGAAGGGAAUCGAGUCCCCAUAACUUGGAUCGCAGCCUGGUCAAUUCGACCUCAAACCCUUUCC